AUGGAAGCAUAUUUAAUUAUGUUCAUUUUAUUUCGCUGUGUUGAGACAGUUCAGACUGACAUUGUUCAGGCGGACUUUCGGGAUUGGACCUCAAAGUUUGGUCCACAGAAACCAAAUAUUAUGUGUCCAAAUUCAUGCACCAAGGAAGAGUUUGAGUUCUGUUGUGCUUGUAAAAGCAAACCAAUUUGGGAGAUAUUUUCUAAUGUAUCAUAUAAACCAUUAUAUAUGGAAUAUUUGAAUCCCAUUGGUCAUAGUAAAAUUGUUACGAACGAAACGUUAACCGAAUUCAAAUGGAUAAUUCAUCGGAACGGACGAAUGACUAAAUUACCAAAUAAUAUUUGUAAUUUUAGUGAUAUUUUGGUGACUAUGGACUUACAGAGAAACAGGCUUUCAAACAUUGAAGGAGUUAAUUGCCUAAAGGCAUUGGAUUCUUUAGAUGUAAGUUAUAAUGACAUACAGUUCAUUACAAAUUCUACCUUCCAAAAUAUGCAAAACCUACGGGUACUCAGAAUGGCUCAUACUGGCAUCAAAUCACUUGAACCUUAUAUAUUUGAACUACAAAAUACGGAACUUUUUGUGAUAGAUUUAUCGCACAACCACAUUGACAAUUUACACAUUUCUAAUAUUUUCCCCGAGAGAAGACUGUUUUGCAACAUUUCAUUCGAUGAAUCCAACCUCACAUUUACAGAUGUUCCCGAAUUCAAAUUAUCUGACAAGAAAAGUUAUGGAGUUGGAGAUAUUAUUUUCGGAACAUGUAAAACAAAUAAACAUCCUGUUUCUGUCAUUUUUAAGGAACCUUCAGAAAUUAAAAAAGCUUAUACAUAUAAUCACACUGGGACUCUCUGGUUCUCAAAAUUAACCAUGCCUUGUGAUUGCCACUUAGGGGAGCUCCUUCUGUCAGACAAGGAAAUGUUCGAGAAAUUCUAUUUCAUUCCGAAUAAAACACAGUACGAGUGUCUUUCUCCAGAAAAUAUGAAAGGUAUCGAUGUACUUAAAAUAUUCAAUAACAUUUCAGUAUUUGACGAAUUUAUAUGUCAUAUUACAAAAUUCUGUCCGGAGAAUUGCUCCUGUAUUGAACAACCAAGUCGAAUGCGAAUGAUUGUAGACUGUUCCAACAUGAAUUUAACGAGAAUUCCACACAUAAUUCCUCAGACCAGUUAUGAUAUCGAAUUGAAUUGCAGCAACAAUAAAAUAACGAAACUCACUUCUCCGAAUACUCUCAAACACCAUUCAUAUUUAUCAAACAUUACUCUUUUGGACUUGUCGAAAAAUGCGGUUGGAACAAUCGAAGAUGAAUUUCUGAAAAAGUUGAAUAAUAGUCGCCUAAAAUCUCUUCUUUUGCUGGAUCAUAAACUCCAGAAACUUCCAAGGGAAUUCAUAAAAAUUGAUGCAGAUAAAGUUUGGUUUGGCAAUAACAGUGUACCAUGUGAAUGCAAGGAUACGUGGAUAGCCAGUUGGAGAUCACCUGUGCAAAAUAAAUCUUCAAAUCCAUUAUUUUGCACCAAUUCAGACGGACUACGACAAGCAGCAGAAGACGCUUUUUCAGAUUGUGAUGAAGAUGAUUUUGACAGUAUUAUUUUCAGUCUUUUCCUCGUACCCUUUGUCGUCUUAGUGGCCGCUGCAGCAGCUAUCUAUUUAAGGUUUGACUUCGUGCUUCUAAAAAAUCACCUUGUGGAUCAUAAGGAAAACACGUACGAUCAUGAUGUCUUUAUUUUGUUCGAUGACUCAAAUUCGGAAGUGAAUAAAUUUGCAAUUGAUGUCUACGUAUAUCUUGACCAACAAGGGUAUCAUUGCUUCUUUCCUCCCGUUCAUGAGGAAGUGGGCGUUGUCCGCUAUGUUUAUCAAAACGAAAUAUUAAAGAAAAGCAGAAGUAUUCUCAUAAUUCUAUCUAAUCCUUUACAAAAUGACCACAACAUUGAUAUUCUAAAUUAUGGAAUGAACCACGCAUGGAAACUUAUAUCCGAAAAUCAAAUCGAAAACAUGCUUGUUGUUCUGUUUGAUGGAAAUAUAAGAGAGGAAAAACGGCGAUUUCCAUACAUUAAAGCCCUGAAAAGGUUUAGAAGAGUUUUAAAUGUAAGUAGUAGAAAAUACAAUAUAAAAACAAAGAUCGGAGAAAAUUUACCGCUACCGAAAGUGCGAAUAGCUACCUCCUUCUCAGACUUAUCUAGAGAAUGUGAACGAUAA
Molecule: messenger RNA, 2184 nt
Organism: Saccostrea echinata
Lineage: Eukaryota; Metazoa; Mollusca; Bivalvia; Ostreida; Ostreidae
Product: protein toll-like
Exons: 1
Coding region: 1-2184 (727 amino acids)
Biological process (GO): signal transduction
Molecular function (GO): protein binding
Source: RefSeq, a predicted model, not a curated record